Messenger RNA from Nomia melanderi (Alkali bee), 1621 nucleotides. RefSeq lists its product as uncharacterized. Gene Ontology annotation, molecular function: A2-type glycerophospholipase activity. Gene Ontology annotation, biological process: arachidonate secretion; phospholipid metabolic process. Lineage: Eukaryota; Metazoa; Arthropoda; Insecta; Hymenoptera; Halictidae. The record is from RefSeq and is a predicted model, not a curated record.
CCGAUUGCCUCCACGAGGUGUUCGCCGGUGGAGCAAACGUGCACACGGUUCCCGAGACGAUAGAAAAAGGGCGCGAGACGAGGAGAGAUCCCGCCUUCGCCGAGCCACGUGGACCCAGACAGAUUUUGCGAGACUUUUCACACCGUACAGUGAAGUUCCUCGGUCAACGGAAAAUUGAAAAUUAAAAAUUGACACUGUUGAACCGGUCCUCCGUAACGUCCCGUCGAACAGUUCGUAGAUCGAGAGCAUCGGGACCGUUCCAGUCUCUCUUCGUUUUUCCCUUUGGAUUUUCUGUCGCUCGUCCCCGCCGGUUCUCGUCGUACGUGUCGGUCGGCUCGCUAAAAGUGGGAACAGUUCGCGGUUCAUUCGAAUAUGAACGAGUAUGCGUUCUCUGAACGGGAUCGACGAGGUUCGCAGAUGAGCCUGUACAAGAUUUAUGGAAGAGUUUGAACAGCCGCGCCGGGGACUGGCUCGUUCUUUCGCUCGCGGAUGAGAUGCAGAUGAGCGUGUUACCGAGGGAAAGGAGGCGAAUCGUUUGGAUCCGGUGCCCAAUGCUGCUGGCGUUGGGGCUACUCUUGGCGUUGUCGGACGUCGGAGCUGUUCAGCGGUCGGACGUCCAGUCGCACGCGAAUUCCUCGCUGGAAACGGACAGAACCGGGACCAGUCGCGGUAUUUCGGUCACCAGGAUUCUUCAAGAUGGCGAGCUGGAGCGUGUAAUUCGCUGGCGCGGGAUCUGCGCCAAGGAGACCGUCGUUAACUGGGGAGAUACGGACGUAGCACUGAGGCAAGUCUGGCUGCAGGAGACCGGCAGAAAGUUGCAACUGAUAUACGAGGCCGGAUCGCUGACCGACUGCGUCGACGAGGAGCUCGUCGACGGGGACGAGGGCUCCUGCGCGUCGAGUACGCACUCCGGCGAUUACGAUGACGAGGCGUCGAUCGAGGUGUUCGACGUGGACGAGCACGAGGACGCCUCGAGAAUCCCGCAGGACCUCUCCUGGCUCUCGUCCACGUCCGAGCUGAGGCAUCGGUGCGCUCGCGUCAGAAGCAGGGCGAGAAAUCAGCUUGUCGGACAACAUCGCCGCAGGAAGUACGCGAAGCUUCAGAACACGACGAGCAACAGCCGCAAGCAAAGAAAAGGCAAGAGUCGAUCCCGGAGGGAUUUGUUCAUGAUCCCGGGCACACAAUGGUGCGGCCGCGGUCAUCGUGCCACCAAGUACACGAAUUUGGGCGGUUUUGGUACCGCAGACGCUUGUUGCCGUAGACACGACACCGCCUGCCCGUUCUUCAUACCGCCUUUCGAAACGCGUUACGGUUUCUUCAAUUGGGGCAUUUCCAGCAUGAUGCACUGCGCCUGUGACGAACGUUUCCGCACGUGUUUGAGAAUGGCUGGGACAUCGUCGGCGAACUUCGUCGGCAAGAUCUUCUUCGACGUUCUCCGCACGAAAUGCUUCACCCUAAAGCCGCAGAAGGUAUGCGCGAAAUGGUCAUGGAUGGGCAAGUGCCAGCGUCACGAGUACCGGAAGCAAGCUCAUAUUCGCGAUAAUGUUCCUUAUUAAUAUGGAAAGAAAGAGUCGAGCCUCACGGAAUGAGAGAAGAGAAGAGAGAAAGGAAAAAGAGAGAU